Hordeum vulgare subsp. vulgare (domesticated barley) is the source of this 1769-nucleotide messenger RNA. RefSeq names its product F-box/FBD/LRR-repeat protein At1g13570-like. Gene Ontology annotation, molecular function: protein binding. Bases 148 to 1407 code for a protein of 419 amino acids. The record is from RefSeq and is a predicted model, not a curated record. NCBI's taxonomy places the organism in Eukaryota, Viridiplantae, Streptophyta, Magnoliopsida, Poales, Poaceae. The transcript is spliced from 4 exons.
GACGCGGCGUAGGCACCCGGCGUGGCUCGUGCCUCCGUUCCCCGCCCUUCUGGCCUCUGCGUUCCGUCUCGGUGGCAAGCCCAAGGCUGCAGCAGGUUCUCCGGCGCUCCUGCAGCAACCGAGCCGCUCUUGCUAGGACCGUCUAAUAUGGAUUCUGAAGCAAUGAGUACCUGUGAAAAGGCCAGGGUGGAACCUACAUCUGUUGUGAGUGCAGACAGACUGAGCAGUCUACCUACAGAGAUAAAGGGCAAGAUCCUCUCCCGUUUGAAGGUCGAAGAAGCGGUUAGGACCAGCAUCUUAUCAACUACUUGGAGGGAUGCAUGGGCUAAUAUGCCAGGAAUAUAUCUGCACGAAGGAAAUUUUGCACGAACCAAGUUCAUUAUGUUGGUCGAUAUGGUGCUAGCACUCUACAAGGGAACCAUAGAACAGUUUGGUAUAUUAUCAGGUAAAAGAAGUUACCAUGAUGAAUUCGCUAGGUGGAUGCUCAUGCUGUCAAGGAGAUCCCCAAGAUCAGUUAUAAUCGAGUUGAACUCAGGGCCAAGGUAUAGGAUUCCCUCAUGCCUCUUUUCUAUCGACGGUCUGAUGUCUCUGCGCCUGAAAAACUGCAUUAUCAGCUUGCCCCGGGUAUUCCAAGGUUUCAAGAGACUAACUGUCCUCUUCCUGAAAAGGUUCUCCUCCACAGACAGGGAUAUCCAAAAUCUGCUCUCCUUUUGCCCUGAACUGACUAAUUUGAGAUCAAGUUCUUUUGAGGGCAUCAACUGUCUAAAUAUUCAAGCUCCUAAACUUGAAUCUCUUCAUGUUGAUGGGGACUUCGAAGAAAUUAAUUUGGAUGCCUCUAAUCUGCACGAGGCCAUUCUCUCUACUCCCAAAGCUAAAUCAUAUCAAUCGGUUUCAGUUGCGCAUGACAAGGAAGGCUAUGUCAAACUGCCAUUGGGAAGCCUAAGUGAGAUAAAAACACUUGCAAUUUUUGGUUUCAUGAAGUAUCUAUCAAAGGGGUGCAUACUUAUGAAGCCCCCUGCCGUGUUUACCCGUCUGGAGAAUUUUUAUCUUGCGAUAUGCUUUUGGGACCAGAGGCAGGUCUUGACAGCAUGUUCAUUGUUACAGAAUGCCCCUAACUUGAAGAAGCUUCACAUUCGGAGUGACCCUUUAAGCACGCGGGAUCAGGAUCAGGUCAGCAUUCAAGGGCUUACCCUGGAAUUGCAAAUGGACCAUCUCAUAACGGCCAGUAUGAUUUUUUUCAAGGGUUUGGACUACGAAGUCGAUUUCUUGGCAAAGCUGUUGAGCUGCACACCUGCUUUAGAAGAAGUGAAAAUAGAGUGGAUGGGCGAAAUGGACCGCAGCAUGGUUCUUACCAAGCUAUUAGCUCUUCCAAGGGUGUCUCCCAGGGCCAAGAUCAUUGUUACAUGAUAAGUAUGCCCCCUCAUCACUUUGCCGAUCUAAUUUGUUGCAGAUAGAAUUAGAUCUUCCAAGGGUGUCUCCCAGGGCCAAGAUCAUUGUUACAUGAUUAGUAUGCCCCCUCAUCACUUUGCCGAUCUAAUUUGUUGCAGAUAGAAUUAUUUUGGCUUUGUUUAUGCGAAUGUACCAGCUAGACCUGGUGGUCAUUUAUGUGUGUGCACUGGACUCAAAUUAUCAGGUAGAGGUAGUGUGUUUUGUUGAACAUUCGGUGGGAGUACUUAAUGUGCUAUCCGCAAGUGUUUUCCAUAUGAAACGCCGCAAACCAGUGCUGUCGUUCCUCAGAUGCAUCAGUUCAGCUCGUCCUGUUUUGUGCC